AUGUUUUUAAACGAGCAGCAAAUGAGGUACUUGUUAACGGAAAGUCUUGCGGGAAAAAAGCGGACAGUCGCUGCUGAUUUUGAGAUAAAUUUUAUGACAUUACAACGAUUCUGUAAGAGACACAAGCAGAGAGAAAAUGAUGGAUCAGAUCUACCUGCCCAUGUAGGAUAUAAACGAACUCGCGAGGUGUUGCCCGAUGAUAUGGAAUCUGAGUUAGCUGAGUAUCUGCUGGAUCGGUCAAAAUUAUAUUUUGGAUUAUCCACAAAAGAAAUUCGUAGAUUGGCGUUCGAGUUUGCCAUUAAGAAUAAUAUAGUUGUACGUACAAACUGGACUGCAAAUCAAAUGGCAUCCGUAGACUGGUUGACAAAUUUUCUUAAACACCAUCCAAGGCUAUUCCUCAGGAUUCCCGAAGCGACUAGCCUUAGUCAAGGUACAAACUUUAAUCAGACAAAUGUUGCUGCGUUUUUCAAUCUACUGAAAGAAGUUGUAGAUCGAUACAAAUUUGAACCCCAGGACAUGUAUAAUGUUGAUGAAAUGGGAAUAGCCACGGUGCAAAAACCAGACAGAAUUGUGGCUAGAAAAGGAGCUAAACAGGUCGGUUUUGUAACAUCUGCCGAAAGAGGGACGCUGGUCAUAUUUUGCUUUGCUGCCAAUGCCAAUGGAAAUUUAAUCCCUCCCAUGUUCCUAUUUUUCACGAAAAAAUUACAGGGAAUAUUUUGUAAAUAA
Sitophilus oryzae (rice weevil) is the source of this 726-nucleotide messenger RNA. RefSeq lists its product as uncharacterized. The transcript has 2 exons. Bases 1 to 726 code for a protein of 241 amino acids. NCBI's taxonomy places the organism in Eukaryota, Metazoa, Arthropoda, Insecta, Coleoptera, Curculionidae. The record is from RefSeq and is a predicted model, not a curated record. Gene Ontology annotation, molecular function: DNA binding. Gene Ontology annotation, cellular component: nucleus.